AGUAGUGAGUAGUUUCUGAGUUGACUGCGAUGCUCUGAUGUUGUAUCCUCAUUACUACCUGCUACAGAUUCAUUCGUGUCCCAGUGCCUUCCAGCUCCACCAACAUCUGCUCACACUCCGACUCUACCCCCUCAGUUCUCCUUGUCGGUAUUUGAUCACCUUGUCUCAUCAGCUAAGCCCCACCAUCUAUCUAUCUUGCUAGUCAGGCCAUCUCACCCUUAUCCGUCUAACUACUUUAUCCUGCGCGCUCUUGCUCCAGCAGUGACUGGUUGUCAUACUUCCGACCACACCGAAAGACAGCUAGUCCAGCCAACAAGCACAUACAGUCGGAGCCAGAAGCUGGAACUGCCUUUCCCGGUGCAGGAAGUUCCAACGCGAUCUAGUUCAGCUGGGCUGAUCCCAUUCAAAGUAAAACCCGGUCAAAUUCCACUCAAACCACCGUUUGCUAAUCACUUCGCCGCGCGAUUCCCAGAUACAAAUCACUGUUGAAGCAUCCCUGCGCGUCUAGGUCACUGACAGUGGUUCAUAGAUUGAGUACCAGCCUGAGGGACGCGUCGAGAGCCGUUUCUCAAGGCGCAUAAGGCGCGAGUCGAUAUGUUCUAUAGCCAUGAGAUUCUUACUUCUCCUGAACAUGGAGUUGCUACGGUUUGGCUUGUUGCCACCUUGGGCUCGAAAUCCGUCACGAGAAAGUUGAACAAGAAGACUAUACUGGAUGUGGAUGUUCCCAAGACGUGUGGUGUCAUAAUGGACCCGGUGGCGCCGAUGGCUUUAAGGCUUCAAGGAAAUCUGCUGUAUGGGGUGUCGAGGGUAUACAGCCAACAGUGUGGAUACACCCUCACCGAUGUCCAAGCAAUGCAUGACAGAAUGAGAGCUCUGUUGAAGGUUCUUCCUGGAGGGGGCCUUGACCCUACAGCAGGAAAGGCUAGACCAGAUCAGCUCAUUCUACCCUAUGAUCCGAGUUUCCUUCCUGAAAAUAACCUCCCUGGCUUAGGACUAGAUUUUUCAAGUUUGAAUCUGUCGAUCGAUUUGAACCUGAGCCAACAAUCAAGUCGGAUGUGGCCUCAGACUCCUGAUCUUAGCCAAUCUGCUCUCUCUCAGACCGCCAGCCUGAAACUAGACUUGUCUUCUAACAGAUCAUUUGGGGACAUAGAUGGUUUCAGCGCGGUUACUAGUGUGAGUCGGUAUGGAGGGAUAGGCAUCGAUCUCGGCGGCAUCGAGUCCCUCCAGUAUGGUGAGGAAUCCGGUGUGAUCCUGCAACCUGACUUUGAAUUCGAUGAAGAUGGAAAUCUUAUCGAGCUUGCUGGAUCCGAUCAGCCUGAGACAAGAUUGCAAGGGAACAUCCCAGCCAUGGAAGAAAGAGCUGCAGAUGACAUGGAAGUUGACGUGGUAGAAAACAUUGUCAUGGAGGAUCAGCUAGUUUUGCUUGACGAAGAAUUCAAAAGAGAACUAUCAGGUCUAAAACCGAAAGCCGAAAACGUUGACAUGCAGAAGACCACUUACAACCGCGCCUCUAUAUUUGACCAGGUAAUGGAGGAUGAAGAUGCUGUGGACUCGAAUGCGGCAUUGCAGCAAAAGAGAAGAGGCCCCAAGGUCAUUGGAUUAGAUGACCAAAUUGCACUGCGAAACACUGAAAUGGCCCAAUUGAAUAAUAACUAUGUGCAGAACAUGGCAGCAGCCUCGAAGCAGAAGCAGAGAAACAAGCUUCCAACUUUGGCAAAGAAAAAGGCUGCUUUCUGGGUCUUCGGUCAAGGCAUUGGUUCUGUCGGUGUGGGCGUGGGGGUGUCUCAUGUCAAGCAUCCAUUGCAUUCUUUCUCAGGGGACCAACUAUAUGAAAAGCUCCAGGAUAAAUCGAAUGGUCGAGUACGCAAGCGUGUUCAUUCAUCGAUCGAAGAAGGGGAUCCCAAUAUCGAUACACGACGGGUACGCCCAAGGGUGGAGGAUGAUAAUCAGAUCGGACGUCACGACGACAGGUUAUGGAAUGAGGAUGUCGAAUACGGUCGCAAUGCACCACCCUCUCUUCGCGAUGACCACUCCAUCCAAAUGCCAUGGAACAUCACAGCAUCUAUUCAAAGCUCUCGACAGGGCUCGUCUGCUGCGAACAUCUUCCGCGGAUUUGGCAGCGCCAGUGACUUUUCAUCACAUGGAGUUUCAGAGACUGGAUUUGGAAGAGCACGCAGCCGUCUCACAAGCGCAAGUCCCCUUGCUGGCCGUGGGUUUCCUUUUGACGCUGAAGCGCUCAAUGUUAUCUCGAUUCCUGGAAACGAGAUGGGUGAGUUGGAGAACCUUGACGACUUUGACAUUUCCCAGUAUCUACACACCGAGCUUGCAACGGAGAAUGGUGGAGCCUUUGACGAGGAUCACAUAAUGGAAGCAGAAGACCAUGGAACACACUCUGUUGUUCAGGGCCUGCAAGUACUCAAUGAUGACUCACAAAAGUCAACACUUGACCAAGAGAGCUUGAACCUCCUUAAGUACUUGGAAUCCAUAUUCAUGACCACGACACCUGCAAAUGAAGAGGUAGGCUAUGACCCGAAUGUUCCAGCCGCGGAAAAUCGACCAGUGGCAUUCUCCACACUUCUCCCUCCGCAGAAGACCUCUCACAUCGUGGCUACUCAGGGCUUCAUGCAUGUGCUUACACUUGCAACUAAAGGUAUACUUUCGGUAAAACAAGAAGCAUACGAAGACCAAAGCACUGAAGAAUAUGGCGUGCGAUAUAAGUACGGAGAGAUUCACCUAUGCAUACCAGGAUUGUAGGAGGCUACUACAGCACAACAUUAAUUAUUCGUUAUCAUACCUGUAGCUGCAGAAACCCCCGUCUGUAUUGAGUGCUCAUUUUCUAUACUAUUUCCUACUCUUGCUUGUUUUGAGUAGAGACAUGCACAUGUCACUCUAUUCUAUCCAUGUUUUCCUUUACAUGUUGUGGGUUACAUUCCUCUAAGAUUCUCGAAUAGCUGAUCUAUCAAAUUUACUAC
This is a messenger RNA of Aspergillus welwitschiae, 2972 nucleotides long. RefSeq names its product Rad21/Rec8 N terminal domain protein. Gene Ontology annotation, biological process: mitotic sister chromatid cohesion; synaptonemal complex assembly; replication-born double-strand break repair via sister chromatid exchange. Bases 595 to 2754 code for a protein of 719 amino acids. NCBI's taxonomy places the organism in Eukaryota, Fungi, Ascomycota, Eurotiomycetes, Eurotiales, Aspergillaceae. Gene Ontology annotation, molecular function: protein binding; chromatin binding. Gene Ontology annotation, cellular component: synaptonemal complex; cohesin complex. The transcript has 7 exons. The record is from RefSeq and is a predicted model, not a curated record.